AUAUUCCGCACCAUCGGACCGCGCUGUACGUUUACUGAUUUAACCUAUAAACGCUACAAUUUUCAUUUGGUGACCGCGUCAAUGACGAGAAUAUUAUUCUCUGUUCUCGCAUCGCUGUAAAGUACAUUUUAUUUUAUAUAAAAUAAUUUCGAUAAAAAGUUAACAAAGCUCUAGGAAUCAUACAUCACCAAAUAAACAUUUGAAGAAUAGAUUAUAAAGAAAACUAUGCAAUUAUGUUGCAUCGUGAUUCAACGUCCAGAAAAAUUAGAAAAUAUAAUGUGGCCAAGGCUCUAGAAUUGAUAACAAAGCACAGAAUUGAAGCAAAAAGAAAAGGCAAGGAUAAUGGAAAAGCUCUGAACGAUCAUAAGGUAGCCUAUUAUUGCAACAGUUUUCAAGACAAGAAGAAAAGGACGACAGGAUUUUCAAAGAGCAUUGUAUUAUUGGAGAUGCAAUCGUACAUCGCUCGUCAAGACUGGAAACAUGCAUUGCACUUAUUUCCUAAACUUCUUGAAUGUUGCGUUGAACUGGAACCUCUAGUAUGGAGGUACAUGUUUCUUAUUUUAUUGCACGUUAACAACCCAUUGCAUCUUCAAGACUUCUUUGAACGAUGUGUUGGUAAUCGAAGUUCAAAUAAUGGUGCAUUGUUGGAAAGAUUAUUGUCGUUGCCAAAAGAAUUUUAAUUUUGAGGCGAUAUUGUACGUGUGGUUCUGGAUUGCAGCGUGAUUGAUGUAUGACGCGUUAACUUAAUAAUUAAGUGUCUAUUAUGUACGAAUUUUUAUACAAUGAUCACAAUGCCAAUAUAGUUACAUAAAUAUGUAUUUUUAUUUAUGUAUCAGCAUUGGGUAUGAAAGCAGUCGAUGAAAUUGUUUCAUAUGUGAUAUUAUACAGUUUUAAUCGCA
Ooceraea biroi (clonal raider ant) is the source of this 899-nucleotide messenger RNA. RefSeq lists its product as uncharacterized. The record is from RefSeq and is a predicted model, not a curated record. Lineage: Eukaryota; Metazoa; Arthropoda; Insecta; Hymenoptera; Formicidae.